Fusarium coffeatum is the source of this 1278-nucleotide messenger RNA. RefSeq lists its product as uncharacterized. The record is from RefSeq and is a predicted model, not a curated record. Bases 1 to 1278 code for a protein of 425 amino acids. The transcript has 2 exons. NCBI's taxonomy places the organism in Eukaryota, Fungi, Ascomycota, Sordariomycetes, Hypocreales, Nectriaceae.
AUGGCUCUAUUCAAACAUCUCGUUGUGCUUGGUCUCUGUUUCAGCGCAGGUGCUUUCCGCAUCUAUGAAGCAGAGAACCUGGAAUCACACGGUUUCCCAGAAUCAUGUGUCAGCGCUCUGUCCGCCGAUAUUACUUGCGACCCGUAUAUCCGCUCUUUCAUGCAGCCUCGCUACCGCGGCUCACUCAGAAACGUUACUCUGACUGACCAAAUCUGUGUUGGGACCUGUUCUGGUUCCCUUCGCAAAUGGGUCGACACAGUUUCCAAGGAGUGCGCUGGGGAAUCUUUUGGAUCUGCUAAUAACGCUCCCACGCGGUACGGUGGAAAUAUCUGGGCUGGCUGGAACGAGACCUGCAUCAAGGAUCCUAGGACAAAGAAGUACUGCAAUGAUAUCAUCGACGAGUUCUCUAGCCCAGGUGACGAUGAGAGCAGACCUCGUGAGGAGCUAUGCCACAUCUGCUAUCAGAGGCGUUUUGCUGUAAUGCAAUCUUCUCAGUACUCCAUCUAUAACGAGUACUACAAGAAUAAGCUUGAGUACAUCUACAAGACAUGUGGCCGUUCGGGACCAACUGAGAUCCUACCCCCUCUUAAACCAAAGCAAAAGGAACUGGACUUUUGCUUGAGUGGGAACUACUACACCUCCAAGGAGGGAGAUACCUGCGACUCUAUUUCUAAGGAAGCAGGCGUUUCCGGCGCUCUUCUGUACAUGGGCAAUCAGGACGACAUCGCGAAUUGUCGUGAGGUUCCAGCAGGCCUGAAGCUGUGUCUCCCUACAGCAUGCGAAACUUACUACGUCAAAAAAGGAGACACUUGCUUUACCGUCGAAAGUGCUUUAGGCCUGCGCAUAGACAGCAUUCCCAAGUACAACUCAUGGGUCAACCGCGAUUGCACAAACCUUCAAGGAGGCACUGACUUCUAUGGAAAGACCAUCUGCGUUUCCCCUCUUGGUUCCAAGGCCACGAUUGAAGGUGUUUUGAAGGCAUCUAUAGUCAAACACAAGAGCAGCAGUGCGAACGGACCGGUAGUAUUGCGUACCGAUCCCCCAAAAGAAGCAAAGGUGGCCGAAGGCACGACCUUGAUGUGUGGAGAUUGGCAUGUCGUUACAAAGUCGGACACUUGCACGAGUAUCUGUAAAGAAAACGACAUCUGCGAGGACGAUCUUAUGCUUGCUAUCAACCCAUCUUUGACUGAGAAGAAAUGUGACGAGAGCCUGGUCCCCGGUACGGCUCUGUGUGUUGCACCUGUCUCUGGGUGGGAUUCAACUAAAAAGGAGCUGUGA